This is a messenger RNA of Hyphopichia burtonii NRRL Y-1933, 606 nucleotides long. RefSeq lists its product as uncharacterized. The coding region runs from base 1 to 606 and encodes 201 amino acids. Gene Ontology annotation, cellular component: nucleolus; preribosome, large subunit precursor. Gene Ontology annotation, biological process: intracellular mRNA localization; ribosomal large subunit biogenesis. NCBI's taxonomy places the organism in Eukaryota, Fungi, Ascomycota, Pichiomycetes, Serinales, Debaryomycetaceae. Gene Ontology annotation, molecular function: mRNA binding. The transcript has a single exon. The record is from RefSeq and is a predicted model, not a curated record.
AUGGCACCAAGAUUCUCUCAGCAAUCCAAAAGAAAUAAGACUCAGAACAAGACCCGUACGGUUGAGUCUGAAGUGUUUACUGAUAGUAAAGCUAGAAAUCAACUUGAAAAUCAGCCAAACUUGACCCCAAAAUCCAAGGUUAAAAAAUUAAGUAAAGCAGCAGUCAAGAAACAAAAUGCCAAAGCCAGAUUAUACGGGGCCAAGAGUGGGAAAGAAUAUAAGGAAAGUGAAUUAAGUAUUCCUAAUUUGAAUAAAGCAAUUAUACCUGGGGUUAAAGCCACUAAGGGUAAAAAAGGGAAGAAAUUUAUUGAAGAUAAUGAUUCAUUAACUUUGAAUAGAUUAGUUAAAUCGAUUAAUGAUAAGUAUGAUCAAGUAAAUGAAAGUAAAUUAGAAAAAUCUCGAAGAUUAGAAGAAUUAAGGGAUUUAAAGAGACAAGAAAUUGAAAGAAAAGAACAACAAAAGGUCAAUAAAUUAGAAGAUAAAAAAAGUGAAUUAAGAAGUAAAGCCUCAUUAGCAAGAUCAGUUAGAAGAAAGAAUGCUAAAGCAGCAAGAAAAGAUGAACCAACUGAUGAAAAGCCAAAAAAGAAGAGCGUUUCCUUUGCUUGA